Molecule: messenger RNA, 3991 nt
Organism: Amoebophrya sp. A25
Lineage: Eukaryota; Dinophyceae; Syndiniales; Amoebophryaceae
Source: the annotation of a GenBank genome assembly
CCACGAACUUCGAAAAAAACAACGACACCCCAACAACCAAAUCCCAGACCAAUAACAUAAAGACAUCAGCAGGAUCAACAUGUUCCAUUACUCAUCCUUAACUGACCGCGACCCCGCGGAACGGUAUCGAGAAUGCUCUCUACCUUCCGUUCACACUGUCGGAAGUUCUUUAUCGAGCCAAAGCCUCAGACUCGAACUGCGGAAGGCCAAUAAUUUCGCUUUGCUCAGAUAUGAGGCAAUCCAAAACACGUUGAGAAAACUGUGCAAAGAGAUUCUGCAGUUGGAGGAGGUGCUUUUGGGUGCGGGGGCUGAGGGAGGUGGUGGCGCAGCUGUAGGAGCACAGAUAUGGAUGAAGAAAUGCAAUCAGCAUGUAAGUAAUUGUGGUUACUACAUAAACAUCUAUGAUCAGGACCAACCUUGACAUGUUGGUAAUGAUCAUGUAAGUAAUUGUGGUUACUACAACAAAGGUAAUAAAUUGUAGUAUUUCUCAUGGAUCUAUCCUAGUACUCAUAGAAGUAUAACGGGAGGUUGCAGUUGUACUCCUGAAACAGAAAAGUACUAAAUCCUUCGUAGCAGAAAUGUAGUUUCUAGCUCGGUUAAAUUUGUACUAGUACUGAAACUACAGAAAAGUAUUACCUAGUUUCUAGUUCGGUUCUGCGCUUGCAAGCAGCGUAGAGAAGCCACGACUUCCCCAUCAACUUCAAACAUUGUCGAAGACGGCAUACGCAGACGCAUUCAGGAACAAGCAGCAGAGAUCGUCCUCCUUGACCAGUUUCUACGCGACAACAAGAAAUGCUUGGGGGCGUUGGUGGGGAAGUUUUUCUCGAAUACGAAGAUCGAAUCUACUUCUAUGGACGACUCAUCUAGAAGAAGUACUACUAUGACAAAAGAGGCGAAGCAGACCCCAUCGUGUUCCAGUUCGAACACUUCUUCGGAAGAUGAAGAUGAGAGUGGAGUCAAUACACGGAGGACAUCUUCGCUUCAGGACGUAGUCAAAUCCGACUCUGCUUUUCCGCCUCAUCUGAACGAAUCUGAUGUUGACCGCACAACUACGAGGAGAAUAAACGACUUACCACUAGACGAACUCUUGAUCCUGUUGUCACUGACAUGGCAAUUGCUAAGAGGAGGCUCUGCACGAGGCGAGCAGUGGCGUGGAGGACUCAAAUUCGUUCGGAAAACACAGAAAUAUUGGGUUCCGAAGAGCGAGGUCGUGCGUCUAAAAGCUGGGAUUUUAGAGCACUUGCCGUACUUGAUCUUCGGAAAAACGGCAGAAGAGCUGGGGAAAAUAUUGUUGCAACCGUUCCGGGAACCGGUUUAUGGUAAAAGAACUGAUUGUAUUUGAAUAAGUAAUACAAUUUAUCACCUCCUUCAACUUCAUCGAUGAUAUGGUAGGGGAAGUUCAUCAGAUGUGAAUAAUCAACUUAUCACCUCCUUGUUCGUCCCCACGCCCACAAGACGGAUCGCUAAAAUUUCCCGGGGCUUUCUCGUCUCGUCACUCGACCCAACAUCUCUAACCUCAGGAAACAGGUUUGCCUUCCGACAACCAAAGCCAACCUCCACCGCAUCUUUCCGACAGUCAACAGAUCAGUUCUGUCUACUUAGACAACCCAGAGCAUGCAGUCUGUUUUCGGCGUCGGGUGUAUCGCGAGGAAGGAGCGAGGUUAGUGAGGUGUAGGUGGUAUGAGACGACAGAAUUUGCGAAGUCUCAGGAGAUAUUCGUGGAACGGAAAAUCCAUCACGAAUGCUGGGUAGCGGAAUCGAGUACAAUUAUGAUGGAGAGGCGGAAAAUCAUUUCCCAACACCUUGCCUACAAUAAUUAAGCGUAGGUUAAAGGUGCUUUUCUUACCACUUUUUAUGCCUCUCCUAAAGACGAAAGGCAUAACAAGCGGGGUAAGCGAGCACCACAAACCUACCUCUAAAAUAACCGUAAUAGGAACGAGGUCUACUCUGCAUUGAACCCUCAUCUACUUCUUUUAGAUUUACCUCCUCUAAUCUCCAAGAGCGUUUCACUCUCCCGCGAGAACGACUUCGUGGCUUUCUCAAGUCGGAGUUCGAUGUCGACCAAUAUGUCCAGAACCUGCGAUUUUUCGGGUCUUCUCGCGGAAAAAAACAACCUUUGAAGGAAGAACAGCUAGAGGAUUUUCACGAUCUAGCUUCUGAAGUCUCCACGAUGAUCAAGAAAGACGAACUUCGACCUAUGAUCCGCACAGCCUACAAACGAUGUGCCUUUCAAUCUGCUGCUUCGAACGAAUUGAGGAUUUCCUUAGAUACGGAGAUGAAUUAAGGCUCAACUUUCAGAUUGUGGUCACCAUUUUUUAGAUUGGAGUCAGUCACCAUUUAGAAAAAGAUUUAGAAGAGGAGACCCCUUCCUUCUUGAGAGAACCAACAGCGGAAAUAAAAGGGGAGCUCCUUUGGAGGUGGUCUCUUCCGUUCAGAAUCAGUGGCCACUGACUGGUGACCUUUAAACGAAGCUACGGAACGAGUAUCGGCCAGAACAGGUUGAGAAGGAAGAAGAAGGUCUGGAGGACUACUGUGAAUUGUUGAGACCCUCUUUCUCGCGAAGUACAUCACGACUAUCAUCAACAAGCAGUCCAACGACGAAAUUGGCUGGGAGCAGCUCGAAUGCGAGUGGUGCUGGGACAGGUUCUGGAGGUGGUGGGACUACGGUGCCUGGACGACCAACUUUUUCCUCAUACUCAGCAAAAAAGGCGGAUCAAAACAACUCCUCAAUAAACCCUUUCAAUAGCGCUUCAACAAAGAACUUCUUUGGGAACCAUCAAGGACAACAACAACAACAACAGCAAAAGGUGCACAUCCUCGAAAAGCAAGAACAUCAACAGGAUGAGGACUACAUCUUCCCCUUCGCAAUUUUAGAAGUCAAACUAGCCGGUCUCGAGGAAAACCCUCCAUGGGUAGCGCAAUUACUGCGUGACUGUAGAAUUACACAGGUGUACAAGUUUAGCAAAUUUCAACAUGCUAUGGCGUUAUUGCAUCCAGAGGUGUGCGUCUCGAAGCCUCAUUGGUGGAGGGCAAAAAUGUUUGGGGGAGGAGGCUUUGCUGGAGGUGGACAGCAACUACAACUUCAGGAUCAGGCUGCCCGAGAACAUAUUACUUCAGGUUACAAGUCACCACCGCCCAGUCCUUCUUCAUCUAUGAUCGAGCUGCCUACUUCCAUGGUGAAGAACCUAAAUAAGAAUGUGAACAACUACUCGUGCUCGUCUUCUCCGAUUCCAGACUCCACCUCUUCUUUGAAGAUGAGAAACAUGGGUGUCCUGGAUUUCAAAGCUUUCUUCGCCAACGAACGAACGCUGAUUCACUACGUGAAGCACGGCUUGUUAUUCCUGUUCUUCCUCCGAUACAUCGCCCAUGCGCAAAGCGAUUUCUGGCGUGGCAUUGCAUUCUGCUGUGCGCCUGUGGUUAGUACCUACUUCGUCUGGUCUCUGUUGAUCUUUCAAGACCGGGUCGACAUUUUGCAGUCUCUACAGGCGGUGAACAACAAAAACUACAGUUAUGCUGGUCAGCUUUUUUCGUUUCCAUCAUUCUCGGCAAGAACAUUUAGUGUCCCCUGUAUUUUCCCUUGUAUUCUCGUGAAGAAAUACUCCUUUUGUUCCCCUGUAUUCUUCUCAUUUGAAUAAUAGAUACAAGGUAAAAGGGGUCAAGAUGAGGACGCCGAGAGGCAAUCUAGCAGACUCUAAUACAGGAUGGACAGUCUGGAUGGGCCUUGCUUGGCGUUUGCAGCGUCUCUAUUUCUGCUAAUCGCCACACUGAUGUUGGUGAUGCUGACGUCGCCGACGAUGGUGACGGGAGGGGAGUACGGAGAAGACGAUUUUCCUGUAGGGUCAGGGAUUACAUCGUGAAGAUUGGGGACGAUGCAAUGCAAAUACUUAUUAAAAAGAGACUCCUAGUCCUGAGUCGUAGUAGAAGAUUUGUUUUUGAAAAUUUUACCUUUGCAUGCCACGAGGACUCAAUUUUUUUAGCUUUUUGUUUGCUU